Molecule: messenger RNA, 331 nt
Organism: Racocetra persica
Lineage: Eukaryota; Fungi; Glomeromycota; Glomeromycetes; Diversisporales; Gigasporaceae
Source: the annotation of a GenBank genome assembly
GAUUUGAGCGAAUAUAUUACAGAAUCAAUUAAAAAUCUUGAGCCUGGUACUAGACUUUUUCUUAUAGCACAAGUUGAAAUCACCGAUAUCUCUAUUUCAGAUAAUCAAAGUUUUAAAAUGAUAGCAAAUAUGAUCGCUCAUAAUAUUAAAGAAGGCGAUGCAAUCGGGUUUACAACACCUUUACUUAAUGCUAAGAAUAAUCAGAGUGUUACUGAAGUCUAUUGUGAUGUGACCUACAAGACUGCAAAAGAAAGAUUCGAGUUAUAUGGACUCAUCGGUAACUUUGAAAACUCAGGAUACCCAUUAGCAUAUCUUAUUUUAGAUACUACAG